Messenger RNA from Recurvomyces mirabilis, 522 nucleotides. RefSeq lists its product as uncharacterized. Lineage: Eukaryota; Fungi; Ascomycota; Dothideomycetes; Mycosphaerellales; Teratosphaeriaceae. The record is from RefSeq and is a predicted model, not a curated record. Bases 1 to 522 code for a protein of 173 amino acids. The transcript has 2 exons.
AUGAUCGUCCUAGACGGAAUCGGCGAAGAGGUCGCCGAAGAUGCGCGAAAAAGCCUUGCGAUGCAAGUCGACGGUGGGCGUGCCACUGAAACAGAAUCACCCGCAACGAAAAGGCAAAGCGCCCAACCAUUCACGAUACUCAAGGACACUGCCGAAACCUCAGUUGCCUGCGAAGCAUUCGUCAAGAAUCUGCGAGCACAGCCCCUUGCCGACCUGCUGGGUAUAAGCGAGGAUGAAGUACGCAGAAGGCUGAAACGUGGAAAAUGCGUCCAUUUCUUGCCAAUCGCAGACGGGGUGAUUGAUUACAUUCAUACCGCACCUGGACGCAUCGUUGGUACUUUGGCAUUCAGUGCUCUGCGCGACUGUCCUGUCAUGCGAAAGGGCGAUGCCGAACAUUCAGAUGUGAAACCCGGCCAAGUCAUGUACUACGAUGGCGAUGAGCCUGUCAAGUGGCAAGGCAAGGAGGAAGGAUUCGGCUUGAUGAUGUGGUGCAGCAAGACUACCAGUUUCAAAGCUGGCUGA